AUGGAGAGGAGGAUUGGAUCGCUGUUAUUGGUUUUGUCCAUUGGAUGCCUGGUUGCGGCCGGUGGCGUAACGGCCCAGUGCCCGUGGUCACGUAAUGUCCCAGGGCUGCACGGUUCCUGCGCUUGCUCGUACAACUUGGCGCAAGAAUUGACGCUACAGUGUGGCCAAGUCAAUUUCACAUUGCUAAUGGAGGCGUUAAACGAUCACGCUCAAAGUCAGAUCAUCGACUUGUUCUAUGUGCACAACAGUACCGUGACAGAUCUGCAAGACAACUUCCUCAGUCUACUCACUGUCCACAACGUUCAAAUGUCCCGCUGUCAAAUUCGCAACAUCGAGCCGCGGGCUUUCGUUGGCCAGGAAACGACGUUAAAAAAUCUCAACUUGCAAGACAAUCUCCUGACGGUUGUGCCAACUGAAUCCUUACGACCGCUCAAAGUGUUGGCACUGCUGGACCUGUCUGGCAACCGGAUAAGCCAUUUGCCUGAUGACGCCUUUGGUCCGCUCAAAUUGAACACGCUUAAACUGGCUGACAAUGGAAAUAUGACGUUAUCAUCGCAUUCGUUCCGGGGACUGGAACGCACCCUCAAAAACUUGAACCUGAAAGGAACACGACAGCGUGAAGUACCUGCCGAAGCCGUUCGUUCUCUGAGCGCUUUGGCUUUCCUCGAUCUGGCUCAAAACGGAAUCCGCAGUUUAAGUGGUGGGCUCUUUCGACAUCUGGACUCAUUAACGGCUCUCAACAUGGAGCGUAAUUCUCUUUCGACGAUCGAACCGGACGCAUUCAUCGGCGUCAACGACACACUCAGCUCCCUCAGUCUGUUGAACAAUCUCAUUACCGAAUUUCCAACUCAAGGCUUGGCCCCUCUCACGCAACUCAGGGUGCUAGACGUGGGGUUUAAUUUGAUGAACGUCCUACCCGACGAUGCUUUCUCUCCGGCUGCGAUGCUCACCCUGCUGGCCCUCGACGGAAACCCACUGGCUACUUUACCACGAAAAGCCUUUGCUCACUUGAAUGGGACGUUACGUGGUCUCAGUCUGGGCGGCAGAUUCCUCGAAUGCGAUUGUCGACUUCGCUGGGUCGCCGAAUGGAUUCGCGACACUGACUUGCAGGUUACCAGCCGUGAACGUAGUCCACAAUUUUGCGGAAGCCCGCCCGAUUUCCGCACUCGCAGUUUCUACCAACUCGGUCCCGAUGAAUUGAAAUGCGUGGAAGACGUCAUCAAAGAAGACAAAUUCACACCAAUGGUUCCACCGUCGACCACCAUCACCGCAAUGGUCGGUGUGCGUAGCAGCAGCACUAUUCGGACUACUACCACGAAUCGUGUGAUAGAUGAUCAAUACGAAGAAGACGUUGAAAGAAUGAUUCCAUCGCCGCCACCAACACCGACACAACAACCCCCGCGUCGACAACAGAUGCAACCACAGCCAUCAUUAUCUCGUCCAUCUACAGAAGCAGGCCCUCCUCCACGGCUCACUUCACCAUCGCCAGCAACUCACAGGAAUAGUUAUACGAGGACAACGCCAGCUUCUACCAAUACCAACAAACUUGUUCGGGGAGGAGCUGGUGGAUCGCGAACAAGACCUUACGGUCCGGGCGGAAGGCCUAAUUUGAUCACGGGGAAUAGCAACGGCUACGCAGGUGAUGUCCACUCAUCAGGAAACCAUCUGGACGGUAUUGCUUCUUCGAUUGCGGCAGAACGAGAGGUUAUCGUCAAAGACGCUUAUCGUCAAGACACUUCCGUCGUCAUCCAAUGGGACUCUGAAGCCAACAACAUUCUCGGCUUCCGAGUGGUCUAUCGUCUUUUUGGCGAUGCUAAUUUUCAACCUGGGCCGCCUCUUGACCCAUCUGAACGAGAAUUCAAAAUUAAGAAUGUUCCCGCUCAGGAGAGUUUGGUGGUUUGCGUCGUUUCACUGGAAGAAAGCAACGUCACACCGGAAACUGUCCCAUUCCCACAAUGCCGAGAAAUCCGCACUGAACCGCAAGCAGCUUCGCACAUGGACAAGAUCAUCAUCGCUGCAAGCGCUGCCAUUUGCGGAACGGUUGUCAUAGCUGUCGUCAUUUUCAUUUGUUGCAAUCGCAAGAGAUCGCAGAAAAAUGAAAAAUUAAGACUAAACAACGUCUUGGCAGCUGGUACGAACGGUGGGCAUCACAACGGAAUUAGCACGACGGCUACUUCCCUGGCCGGUUCGCAAGUUCAAUCCCCACUGGCCAAUAUGGGAAAUAUGGGACUAGGACAACUUGGCGGAAGUAGCAAAGAUUGGGAUCAACUAUCCAUGUACAGUUCACGAAGUAUACCUCGAGCCAGGAUGUACCACAGCGACCGUCCAGGUUCCGUAAUGGGAUCAGUCAAUGGUGGGUUUAUUGCCGAUGACGCCCGUUCGCAUGUUUCCGGCUAUUCGAUGAACAAAUCGGCCAAUGGCGGAGUCAACUUACUUCGUUCGAGAUCACUGAUCGACGGCCCAACGCAACGAAGUGUUUCGGCCAUGUCCGGCAGAGGCCCUUCAUACCUUCCACCUGGACUACACCACGGAAUGAGCGGAGCAAUGGGUCACCAUUUGAGCGCAAUGGGAUUAGGUCCCCUCGGCAUGGCCGGAAUGGGCGGAAGUAUGAAUGCAAUGGCUGGAUUACCAACUUUAUCUGGAAUGGGACUAUCAAGAGCAGAUCUCCGCGCAUCACAUCAUUCUUUGGCGGAUUUACGGAUGAGCGAACUGGCGGCGGCAGCAGCAGCUGUCAACGGACGGGCAUCUCGUGCUAGCCGGGCAUCAACCAGAGCGGGAAGUCAAUACUCGAGUCGGCGUUCGGAACAAUUACGACGCCGAGCUGCCCAUCUUCAGCAAAACGGACAGGAUUCGUCGGAUCAACAACAUCAACAACAGCAGACGACAGGGGAUGAAAGUAGCUGGGAAACGGACCGCGAACCAACCGGAAGCAGCAGUACAAGCGGACUGCUGGCCGGCCGCCGGCCACAUCAACCCAUGAAUGGCAUGCAUUCUCAGCAACAAAGACACAGCAGCCAACACAGAUUGCGGCCUGGGUCGUCAGUUCGUUCCGGCGAGACUGAAAACUGGACCGACCACGACAUGGAUAUUUACAUGGCUCACAACACUAUGCGCAAUGACCUGGUGCGUCUCUGAAAGUGAAAUGCGGAGUUUCUUUUUUUCUUGUUCUUUCGAGUUUCAAUUAACCAUUGUCUGUGACGUGUUUCUAACAUGUAGAAAGCGAGUUGCUUGGUCAAACGCUUUAUAACAUUUCUAACUUGUUUUGGAGGAUUUGUCGAUACUCGAUUUUGUUUCGUUUGUUAUUUUGUUGUUUAAAACGUGGACUUACCCCGGAAUGGUAUAGCCAUGUUCCCAGCGAUAGCGCAGUUCUAGAACGAUCUCGUGCCACCAAUGGGCUACACCCUCGAUCCCGUUGAGGUGUGUCAUUGUGUAGACGGCAGUGGUGGCCAGCCGCCACACCAAACUGUCCACUGGAGACGUCUUGAAGGCCGAGAAACUUUCCUUUAUUCAUACAAAAAAUCAUUGAUUAUCACACCCCACUUACCAUUAAAGUUCGUUAAACUUCGUCAUACCUUCCAUUUAAUGUCCAAAGAGGCAGAACAGUCGGACUGAAACUCUUCAGGAUACGGAUGAGUUUGAAUCUGUUACAUUUUUUGUUUUGAUUUUUUGGAAAAUAAAAAGCAUUAAAAGCUA
Molecule: messenger RNA, 3693 nt
Organism: Daphnia pulex (common water flea)
Lineage: Eukaryota; Metazoa; Arthropoda; Branchiopoda; Diplostraca; Daphniidae
Gene: haf
Exons: 7
Coding region: 1-3135 (1044 amino acids)
Molecular function (GO): protein binding
Source: RefSeq, a predicted model, not a curated record